This is a messenger RNA of Adineta steineri, 858 nucleotides long. The record is from the annotation of a GenBank genome assembly. NCBI's taxonomy places the organism in Eukaryota, Metazoa, Rotifera, Eurotatoria, Adinetida, Adinetidae.
AUGAUUCUUCACAAUAAGAUCGCUGUGAUCUAUUCAUUAACAAUUCUCAAUGAUGAUCAAAUGAAUUGGGAUAACGGUGCGACCAAACCCCAACAACCAGCAGGCAAUGCUAAUGAAUACACAGGAGCAGAAUAUUCAUCGCAACAAAGCAAUGAACAAAGAAAUGAAUCUUACCCUCAACAUCAAAUUUCAACAACUGUUACAACAAAUCGACCAUCAAUGAACUCUUAUGGAGGUGGACAAUCGAUAAGUUCUAAUGGAAGCAAUGCCAAUCAAUCAGGAAGCAGUUCAUUUAAAUUAAAACAACAAAGAAAUCACGCAAAUAAUCGUUAUGAUCCGUUGGGUGCUCAAUCGGCAAGUUAUCAAGCACGAAAUGCUUCUCAACUUCAAGGUCAAUGGAAUAAUGGAGUUGCUGCUGCUGUUGCUGCAGCACAAUCUUCAUAUGGAGCAUUUGGUAAUCCAUUUGGUUUACCACAUCAUUAUCCACAACAAGCAGCCGAUAUGUAUGCUGGAUAUUAUGGUACACCACAACAAACUUCAUAUGGACCACCAGGUGCUCAACAUGCUGUUUAUGGUGAAUAUGGACAACCAGUUAUACCACCGGAAUCUCCUAAAGGUGGUCAUGUUGUUUAUGUUUAUGGUAUUGGACAACGAGCUACACAAGAAGAAGUUUAUGCUUUAUUUCAACCAUUUGGACGUGUUCUCCGUGUCGAUAUUAUUAUUGAUUUUAACACUGGUUUAUGCAAAGGAUAUGCAUUUGUCGCCCUGGAACAAUAUCAAGAAGCUCAAAUGGCCGUUCAAAGUUUAAAUGCAACUCCAUUCCAUGGACGACAAUUACAAGUUCGAUUUAAGACAUAA